AUGGCCGAAGAAAUCGAAUCUCGUGUCCUCCUCAUCAUGACUGGCGGUACAAUCUGCAUGCGCCAGUCGCCAAACGGCUUCGUCCCCGCGCGCGACUUCCAAGAACAUUGUCUCGCGCCUAUGCCUGCUUUUAAUGAUAAAUCGCCCUCGAUCCCGAUAGAAGUUAUCAACGACAACGCUGAGAGAACUGGCCAUGAGGUGAAGGAGUACACCAGUCUGCGGACCCCGCAAACAGCCUACGGCCGCAAAGUGCGCUACACGGUCUACGAGUUCCCAGAGUUACUGGAUAGCAGUUCAAUCGAUGCAAAAGGGUGGACAGAGAUCGCGGAGACGAUUGAGCGGAAUUACACACAUUUCGAUGGUUUCGUGGUACUGCAUGGCACGGAUAGUCUGGCGUACACGUGCUCUGCGCUGAGUUUCAUGCUGCAGAACCUGGGAAAACCGGUUGUCCUGACUGGAUCGCAGUCGCCGAUGCUGGAACUGCAGAACGAUGCUACAGAAAACCUGCUAGGCUCGUUGGUUGUCGCGGGUCACUUUAUGAUCCCCGAGGUGUGUUUGUAUUUCAAUAAUCGGCUGUUCCGUGGGAACCGGUGCAUCAAGGUCGCAGCGAGUGAUUUUGCAGCGUUUGAAUCGCCAAACUAUGCGCCUUUGGCUGUGACGAAUUCGACGCGCACGAAUGUUAACUGGGAGAUUGUGAGGAGGCCUCGCGGGAUCGGGGCGUUUGGGAUCCGUACGGAUUUGGAUACGAGGCAUGUUGCUUGCUUGAGGAUCUUUCCGGGCAUACAGCCGGAGAUGGUGGAUGCGGUGCUUAGGUUGGAGGGGUUGAGGGGUCUUGUGCUGGAGACGUUUGGGGCGGGAAAUGCGCCGCAUGGGCAGGAUAACGCCAUGACCAAGGUGUUGGCGGAUGCGAUUGGGAGAGGGAUUGUGAUUGUCAAUGUUACGCAGUGCCUCACGGGGAGCGUGAGCCCCGUGUACGCGCCUGGAAUGAGUCUCUCGCGUGCCGGAGUGGUAGCCGGUCUGGACAUGACUACCGAAGCGGCGCUCACCAAGCUGGCUUAUCUACUGGCAAUCCCCGAAUGCACACCCGAGUCGAUUGCCAAGGACAUGGCCGUGUCGCUCCGCGGAGAACUAACCGAGAUCUCGCAGCCGGUGUUCCGCCAUCCGGAUGGGGAACUGUCGGAACGGGCGCAGACGCUCACGAUGCUGGGGUACGCGAUCGCUCGGGGCGAUUUGCAACGGGUAGAUGUGAUAGUCAAGAUGGAGCAUCAUUGGCUGUUGAAUGAUGCGGAUUACUCGGGAAAUACGCCUAUCCACAUCGCAUCCACAUCGCCCUCGCUCGAAGUACUGGAAUACCUCCUCCGACAAGGAGGCUCGGUUCACCUGCGCAAUAACCAGAAUCGCACGCCGUUGUUCAUGGCUGCGAAUGCUGGAAUGGGAGAGCAUGUUAAGCUGCUGCGGCAGUCCGGGGCACAUCUGCAUUCGGACGAGCGGGCAGCGGCGGAGGUGUUGGCGCAACGGCGGCCGGAGAUCUGGGGAGAAGCGGGAUUGCACGAGUAG
Aspergillus ruber CBS 135680 is the source of this 1557-nucleotide messenger RNA. Its product is annotated as putative lysophospholipase. The transcript is spliced from 2 exons. Bases 1 to 1557 code for a protein of 518 amino acids. Lineage: Eukaryota; Fungi; Ascomycota; Eurotiomycetes; Eurotiales; Aspergillaceae. The record is from RefSeq and is a predicted model, not a curated record. Gene Ontology annotation, molecular function: asparaginase activity; protein binding.